Mangifera indica (mango) is the source of this 555-nucleotide messenger RNA. RefSeq lists its product as uncharacterized. The record is from RefSeq and is a predicted model, not a curated record. Gene Ontology annotation, biological process: response to auxin. NCBI's taxonomy places the organism in Eukaryota, Viridiplantae, Streptophyta, Magnoliopsida, Sapindales, Anacardiaceae. The coding region runs from base 1 to 555 and encodes 184 amino acids. The transcript has a single exon.
AUGGAUUCAUCAAAGAAGUCUAAUAAAAUUAGUGACAUUGUUAGACUUCAACAAAUCCUAAAGAAGUGGAAAAAGCUUGCAAAUGCACCCAAAAACACCAACAAAAAUUCAACCAGCUCUUCCAUUACUCCUCCUAAUCCAUCAAAUACUACCAAUAAAAGAAUCAAGUUUCUAAAGAAAACCCUCUCUUUCUCUGAUGUUUCAACAGCAGGCGCAUCAAACGACGUCGUCCCGAAAGGGUUUUUGGCGGUUUGUGUGGGGAAAGAGUUGAAGAGAUUUAUCAUCCCAACUGAGUAUUUGAGUCACCAGGCAUUUGGGAUAUUACUUAGAGAAGCUGAAGAGGAAUUUGGGUUUCAACAAGAGGGAGUGUUGAAGAUUCCAUGUGAAGUCUGUGUAUUUGAGAAGAUCUUGAAGGUGGUUGAAGAGAAAAAAGAUGUGUUUUAUUUACAUGAAUUAGGGUUUCCUUCAGAGAAAGAUAUGAUUGGUUGUUGCUCUUCAGACAGCGAGUUGACACCUUCUCAUUAUUCUCAAAUGUGUAGAUGGAUAAAUGGUUAA